Messenger RNA from Asparagus officinalis (garden asparagus), 853 nucleotides. Its product is annotated as outer envelope pore protein 16, chloroplastic. Bases 212 to 652 code for a protein of 146 amino acids. Gene Ontology annotation, molecular function: amino acid transmembrane transporter activity. Gene Ontology annotation, cellular component: chloroplast outer membrane. NCBI's taxonomy places the organism in Eukaryota, Viridiplantae, Streptophyta, Magnoliopsida, Asparagales, Asparagaceae. The transcript has 6 exons. Gene Ontology annotation, biological process: protein import into chloroplast stroma. The record is from RefSeq and is a predicted model, not a curated record.
ACGCCAUCUGGAUUCUCCAUCACUCGCGCUCUCAGAUACCAUCUCUUUAAACCGAAGGAAGCUCCUCGGCCCCAAAAGGCGAUCCCACGGUCUCUCCCCUCUCAAUCCCACGCCAUCUGGAUUCUCUAUUACUCAGUUAGGGUUUUUAUAGCUCAGGAUCAUCAUCAUCAUCAUCAUCAUCAUCAUCAGAUCCCCAAUUUAGGCGGCGGAGAUGCCCAGCAGCGGAUUCUCUGGCCUCGUCAGCUCGCGCAAGGUCGACGUCACCAUCGACCUGGGGAACCCCUUCCUCAACAAGACAGUCGAUGGAUUCCUCAAGAUCGGAACGGUUGCUGCUUCUAGUGUUGCUGUUGAGGAGACCUACCACUGCCUCAAAAAAGGUAGCAUUUCGAAAGCUAAAGUCGAGGAUGCUUUAAAGAAGAUGUGCAAGGAAGGCGCCCAUUGGGGAGCUGUCGCUGGAGUGUAUGUGGGAAUGGAGCAUGGGAUGGAAAGGAUACGCGGCACCCGAGACUGGAAAAAUGCAAUGGUGGGAGGUGCAGUAACGGGUGCGCUUAUAUCUGCUGCCAGCAAUAGGAACAAAGAUCAGAUAAUUGUGGAUGCCAUCAGAGGGGGAGCUGUGGCUACUGCUGCCGAGUUUCUCAAUUACCUCACUUGAGAGAUCGAUGAAAUUAGCCUAUAAUCUUAACUGUAAUUUGUGAGACAUUCUACCUGUAAGGCUUUGUAUGUAUUCUCAUUGUCGCCCAAAGUCCCAAACCUCAAGUCAUAUCCCAGUUCAUAAAGUUCUGGUUCUCCUAUUGUUCACAUGCUAAACUUGCUUUAGUCGUGAUUAAUUAUAUAUCGGAUGCCGCUUACUAUG